Magallana angulata is the source of this 2704-nucleotide messenger RNA. RefSeq names its product alanyl-tRNA editing protein Aarsd1-like. Gene Ontology annotation, molecular function: Ser-tRNA(Ala) deacylase activity; aminoacyl-tRNA ligase activity; ATP binding. The coding region runs from base 112 to 1383 and encodes 423 amino acids. Lineage: Eukaryota; Metazoa; Mollusca; Bivalvia; Ostreida; Ostreidae. The transcript has 13 exons. Gene Ontology annotation, biological process: regulation of translational fidelity; tRNA aminoacylation. The record is from RefSeq and is a predicted model, not a curated record.
CGGCAACGUGAUCCAUUUUCAUUGGUUACUGUAAAUCUUCUUUCACUUUCAGUUUGGUUUUGGUAGUGUCAUAUAACAUUAUAAGCAUAGCAAACUUACUGAACUUUAGAAAUGGCUCUUGCUUGUCAACAAAAUAGUUAUUGCAAGGAGUUUCAGACGAAAGUGAAAAGCUGUACUCCUGCAGAAUUGGCAGUACCUGGAAAAAGUAAGAAGGACAAGUUACGGGGCUAUGAAGUGAUCCUCGAGGACACCAUAUUGUUCCCGGAGGGUGGAGGACAGCCAGAUGAUAGAGGAAUGAUCAACGAUGUAGAAGUUUUACGCAUCACAAGGCGUGGUGCUGAUUCUGUAAAUUUUGUCACCAAGGAGAUACAGCCAGGGUCAGAAGUUAAUCUCAAAGUAGACUGGAACAGGAGGUUUGACCACAUGCAGCAACAUACAGGACAGCAUUUGAUCACAGCAAUAGCGGAAAAAAUGUAUGGCUGCCCAACAACUUCAUGGUGUCUGGGUGAAAACAUAUCCUCCAUUGAGCUGGACAUUCCGUCCCUGACUGACCAGCAGGUAGAAGAUCUGGAAAAUGAGGUCAACGAGAGAAUCCUGGCCAACAUUCCUGUCACACCUCAUCUGUACCAUGACAAAGACGACCCAGAACUCAAACAGUUUCGUUGCCGAGGACUACCAGACGACCACGUUGGACCUGUCCGCGUUCUCAUUAUAGAUGGAAUAGAUUCAACUCUCUGCUGCGGAACUCAUGUCUCUAAUCUCUCUCACCUACAGAUGAUAAAAUUGUUGUGGACGGAAAAAGGCAAGAAAAAGGACAGAAUCAAUCUGAUGUUUGUGGCAGGCGGUCGUGUGCUUCGGUACUUAGGUCGAUGUGUCAAAGUUGAAAGGUCACUCACAACAUUGCUUAAGGGACCUCUUGAUGAUCACUAUGAACUAGCAGAUAAGGCUGUGAAAGGAUGCAAGAUGAAUCAGAAGUAUGUUACAUCACUUUUACGAGAUCUUGCUGUAUUCGAGGGUCAAAAGUUCAAAGCUGACAGUAAUUCUUUCCUCAGUCUUCACAGGAAGGAGGGAGACUUGGAGUUUAUGAACAUCAUUGUCCAGCAAGUGGCCAAUCCUGAGAAGAUCUGCUUCUUGACAGUCGGGGAUGAGAAAGGUGCGGGCCUGUUCUUACUAUCAGGGCCAGAGAUUUUCAUCAAGGAGGUUGGACCAAAGGUGGCAGAGAUUCUCAGUGGAAAGGGUUCCAUUAACAGAGGGAAUUACCAAGGGAAGGCCAAUAAACUGUCACAGAAAGGGAAGGCUGAAAAGUUAAUCCAGGAAACUUUGUCCUCAAAAGAUAGUGAGGUGAAGGGUCAGGACAACAGUACUCAGGAGAAAGAACCUUAAUAAAAGCCCAGACUUUUACACAUCAAAACACCAUUGUUACUUAUCUGUAUAUCAUUUACAUGUUUGUUGAUUUCUAUCAAAUCUGUUUCAGAAAGAGAAGUUUUUAUACAAAAUGUUUUUCUUGUUGUGUCCAUUUUUAUAAAUGUGUGCAUUUUAAGCUGAAUUUUAAGCUGGAUUAUAAAACUUUGAUAAAACAUAUUUUAUCGUCUUGCUCUAAUCUGAAAUUUUUGGAAAUACAUUGGAUUACAGAUGCAAAGUUGUUUGGCAGUUUCUUUUGUUUAAAUAUAUACAAUAUAAGUUUAUUUUUGGAAAGUCAAAAGGAAAAUGGUACUGGAGUAAAGGAGUAUAUUCAGUGAACAUGUAUCAAAUAAUAUAUCAUUGAAACUUUUGUAAUUUCCAACUGAUAUAAUAUCAAAGUUAUUAUUUAUUGGAGUUUUUUGAAAGGAGAUAUUUCUAAGCUUUGUUCCUCUUAUCCCUUCACUCGAUAUAAAGUGUACUAUAUAACUAAACAAGAUCAUGAGCGGAAAGGGGGGGGUCCAGCAGACCCCCUCCCUUCCUGCUAAAUUUACAUUUCUUUAAAUUUGCAUUGUAAAUUCACCAAAAAUAUGCCUCGGAACCCCCCACUGCCCCAGCAAACGCAGAAAACCGUCAGAUCCCCCCGGAAACAUUUUCUGGAUCCGCGCAUGAAGAUCCUUAUGUGACAAAAUGAGAAAGGGAUCUAAAACUGUUUUGUUUUCAAGAAAAGAAAGACAACUCUUGCAAAGGAUUAAGUGAUUAGUCUAUGUAGAUGUAGUUCAUUGAGAAGAGUGACUUAGAGUCGAUAUCUUAGUAUCAAAUAAUAUUUUAACGCGAAAAAUUUAUUGUAAACACAUUGCUGUAAACCUUCCGUUAGUAUAUACGUCACUGAAUAUAUCGAUGAAAUUGGACUUUUAAUAUUUUUGGUAUUAGUACCAAUUUCAUUGCUCCCAAAGGGAACGUCCUUCCGUGCAUAGAAGAGAUUUUCUGUCGGAUCAAUUUCGUCCGUCACAUUUUGUACAUUCUCCCCACUCAACAUUAAUCAAAAUUUUGGGAAUUGGGAAUUUUUGGCCUAUAUUGAAUAUUAAUAUAGUUUAUAAACGUAAUUUAAGUUUUCUUAAACCAUUGAUGUAUAGAGCGGUGCGUAUAAGAAACUCCAUUGACCUGGGGAGAUGUACUGCAUAGGAAUUCGGGAAACUUCAUAGAUAAUUCGGAAAUAAUGUGUGUAUAUAUAUGUGCAUUUUACCAGAAAUUCCUAGCUGCAAUAAUGUAGCCCUCCCAAUUUUUUUUUUUUUGGGGGGGGGGG